Rhincodon typus (whale shark) is the source of this 7496-nucleotide messenger RNA. RefSeq names its product ATPase phospholipid transporting 10A (gene atp10a). Gene Ontology annotation, cellular component: plasma membrane. Bases 601 to 5127 code for a protein of 1508 amino acids. The record is from RefSeq and is a predicted model, not a curated record. The transcript has 21 exons. Lineage: Eukaryota; Metazoa; Chordata; Chondrichthyes; Orectolobiformes; Rhincodontidae. Gene Ontology annotation, molecular function: ATPase-coupled intramembrane lipid carrier activity; ATP hydrolysis activity; ATP binding. Gene Ontology annotation, biological process: phospholipid translocation.
UGCCAGUACCGGGGGGGUGGGAGAGAGGAAAUAGAAGUGGGUGGAUGAAGAGCAGCUGAGCUGGCGUCUGGGCCGGUCUGUGCAAACGGGAGCCCAUGCAAGCAGUGGGUGGGGUGUCAAGGAACAAGAGCUUCUGAAAAGGGAAAGAGAAAAGGGAGAGAAAUUGAUUCCUCGGCCGCUGGAGCAGAGAAACUUACUUUACUGUACACACUGGAUAUGUCGAAGUUUCUCACCAGCGGCAGCAGAGAGAGAUACACACACACACGCAAGAGGAGGGACCUUGCUGCUGCUGUGGACGUGUGUGUGUGUUGCAUUUGUUGCUCUGCAGUUUGUAUGAAAUUCACAUGGAAGUGAAGGAAGAGAAAGACUUAACAUUGCAGCAAUCUGCCAGCACCACCAGUUUGAAGGGAGAGUGAGUGAUUAUGAAAGGGAGGAGGAGCACUGGAUGUGUCCAGGAGCCUGUUGGAAAUGUUCAGCCUGUCUCUCUAGGACAGUAGCAAAGAUUUGGACUUUGAUGUCUUGCUGUCUUUUAGUGCAUGAUAUAUAUGGUGCUGGUGGGGUGGCUGAGGUGGGGCUCCAGGUGUAUGGGUGCAGCUCAGCAUGGCCCAGGACAUAGCCCCGGCUAAAGGAUGCAAGCAGCCCCGGAGCUCCGGCUCCAGGAGGGAGGGUAAGAGUCGCACUGUCCGCUCCAACCUGCUGCCCCUCGGCCCGAAAGGCAGCGACCAGCCCCGGAGGCUGCACGCCAGCAACCGCCUCAAGACCACCAAGUACACGCUGCUCUCCUUCCUGCCCAAGAACCUCUUUGAGCAGUUCCACCGCUUCGCCAAUGUUUACUUCGUUUUCAUCGCCCUCCUGAACUUCGUGCCCAUCGUCGGUGCCUUCCAGCCCGAGCUGGCUCUGGCCCCUGUGGUCUUCAUCUUGGCUGUCACUGCGUUGAAGGAUCUGUGGGAGGAUUACAGGAGGUACAGGUCUGACCAGGAGAUCAACCACAUGGACUGCCUCGUUUACUGCAGGAAUGAGAAAAAGUAUGUGGAAAAAUACUGGAAAGAAGUUCAGGUCGGGGAUUUUGUUCGCCUGCGCUGCAAUGAAAUCAUUCCUGCCGAUAUCCUGCUGCUGUACUCCAGUGACCCUGAUGGACUCUGCCAUAUCGAGACUGCUAAUCUGGAUGGAGAGACCAACCUCAAACAGCGACAGGUUAUUAAGGGUUUCACCGAGCUGGAAACAGAAUUUGAUCCCAUGAAGUUUAACAGUGUGAUUGAAUGUGAAAAGCCACACAACGAUCUGAACCGAUUUCGAGGAUAUAUAGUGUACAAAAACGGAAAGAGAGCUGGACUUUCUAAAGACAACCUCUUACUUCGAGGAUGCACAGUUAGAAAUACUGAAGAGGUUGUGGGGAUCGUAAUCUAUGCAGGUCAUGAGACCAAAGCUCUGUUAAACAACAAUGGACCACGCUACAAACGCAGCAAGCUGGAAAGACAAAUGAAUGUAGACGUCUUCUGGUGUGUGAUCAUUCUUUUUGUGAUGUGCCUUUUCUCAGCCAUUGGCCAUGGACUUUGGGUAGCACAGUAUGGCGAUGAGCGGCCAGUAUUUGAUGUUCUCAGCAGCAAUGGCAAAGCUUUAUCUCCUGCUUUAUCUGGAUUAUAUUUGUUCUUCACAAUGAUAAUUGUCCUACAGGUGUUGAUUCCAAUCUCACUGUAUGUCUCCAUUGAAAUUAUUAAAAUUUGCCAAGUAUUUUUCAUCCAUCAAGACUUGGACCUGUACGAUGAAGAGACUGAUUCUCGUCUGCAAUGCCGGGCACUAAACAUCACAGAAGAUCUGGGACAAAUACAGUAUAUUUUCUCUGACAAAACUGGAACACUCACAGAAAACAAAAUGGUGUUCCGAAGAUGUACAGUGGCAGGGGUUGAGUACUCUCAUGACGCUAAUGCAAAGAGAUUGGCCAUGUACCAAGAGCCUGACUCAGAGGACGAGGAAUGUAUGUCUAAAUCGGGAACCAUACCAAGGUGUGAUAGCACGUCCAGUCAUCAAAGUGCCAAAUUUGUUCACCGAACACAAAGCACUAAAUCUCAUCGGCGUACGGGCAGCAGGGCAGAAGCUAAGAGGGCCAGCAUUCUCUCCAAACACACUGCUUUCAGCAGCCCGAUGGAAAAAGAUAUCACUCCUGACCCUCAAUUAUUGGAAAAGGUGAAUGAAUGUGCGAGUCAGCUGGAGGCUUUGAGACAGCAUGGUCACCCUUUGAGCCAUUUGACCCCUGAACUAUCGGACAUCAUUGACUUUUUUAUAGCAUUGACUGUCUGCAACACUGUUGUGGUUUCAUCUCCAAAUCAGCCUCGACACAAGGCUCGCGUCCGAUUUGAGUUGAAAUCUCCAGUGAAGACUUUGGAGGAUUUCAUCAAAAGGUUUACCCCCAGUCGCCUGACUUCGGGUUCGAACAGCAGUAGCUCAUCCAGUCUUUCCACGAGCAAGUCACUGUACAGAGUCUCGUCCAGCGCCAUUUCCUCUCCUUCGGGAGAUGUUACCUUACUGAAAAUGGGCGAAGAGUUUGGCCAAUCGUCCCAGAGGGAAAAGGGCGAGAGUGUCUCACGGCCAGGAGCAGCGAGAGAUGAUGGGAAAGAUGGAGAGCUGAGGUACGAGGCCGAAAGCCCAGACGAAGCUGCUCUUGUCUAUGCAGCCAGGGCCUACAACUGUGCCCUGGUCGAGAGACUACCUGAACAGGUGACCGUGGAGUUGCCGCAUGUGGGAAAGUUAGCCGUCGAACUCUUACACACCCUGGGGUUUGACUCCACCAGGAAGCGGAUGUCUGUUGUGGUGAGGCACCCACUGACUGAUGAGAUUGUCGUUUACACCAAAGGGGCAGAUUCUGUCAUUAUGGACCUCCUUCAGCAGCCUUCUACAGAGAUUAGCACAGGCAAACGCGCAAGGAAAAUCCGAAACAAAACGCAGAAUUAUCUAAACCAAUACGCCACUGAUGGACUCCGGACGCUGUGCAUAGCCAAGAGGGUCCUGCGUAAGGAAGAAUAUGCACAGUGGCUGGAAAAUCAUUUGGAGGCGGAGUCUUCAGUUGAAAAUAGGGAUGAGCUGUUAUUCCAGUCAGCAGUGCACUUGGAGACUGACCUUCAGCUGUUAGGUGCAACUGGUAUUGAAGACCGUUUGCAGGAUGGCGUUCCCGAAACAAUCUCAAAUUUACGAAGAGCUGCUUUACAGAUAUGGGUUCUGACUGGGGACAAACAGGAAACAGCAGUCAAUAUUGCUUAUGCCUGCAAGCUCCUGGGUCACGAUGAGGAGAUUCUCACCUUGAAUGCUGAAUCGCAGGAAGCCUGUGCUGCUUUGCUGGAACAGUGCUUGAACUACAUUGAAUCAAAGAGUCCUCAGAACAAUCGGUUCAAUGUGGCUCAAAAUACAUCAGUUGACUUUAUCCCUUCAAAUAGGACUUCAGUGAGCUCUCCCACCCUGCGAGCCAACUUCAGCUUGGUCAUCGAUGGAAAGACUCUAACCUUUGCGUUGGAAAAGACAUUAGAGGACAAAUUUCUUGCAUUGGCUCAAAGUUGCCGCUCGGUGUUAUGCUGUCGCUCGACGCCAUUACAGAAAAGCAUGGUGGUUAAACUGGUCCGAGAUAAGCUAAAAGUUAUGACCUUGGCAAUAGGAGAUGGGGCUAAUGAUGUGAGCAUGAUCCAGGUUGCUGAUGUUGGAGUGGGAAUCUCUGGCCAGGAAGGAAUGCAGGCAGUAAUGGCAAGUGACUUUGCCAUUGCACGGUUUCGACAUUUGCAAAAGCUGUUGCUGGUUCAUGGGCAUUGGUGUUACUCCAGGCUUGCCAACACGGUGCUCUAUUUCUUCUAUAAAAAUGCAAUGUUUGUUGCUCUUCUAUUCUGGUAUCAAUUCUUCUGUGGAUUCUCAGGAUCAGCCAUGAUAGACCAGUGGUACCUUAUCUUCUUUAACCUUCUAUUUUCAUCGAUCCCACAACUCAUCACUGGAAUACUUGAUAAGGAUGUUUCAGCAGGAACCUUGUUGACCUUACCUCAACUUUACAAAAGUGGACAGCAUUCAGAGGAAUACAAGCCAUACAUGUUCUGGAUGAACAUGAUUGACGCUCUCUACCAAAGUCUGAUCUGCUUCUUCUUUCCCUAUUUGGCUUACCGGGAUUCUGAUAUUGAUGUUUUUGCUUGGGGAACACCCAUCACCACACUGGCUCUGUUCACAAUCUUAAUGCACUUGUGCAUUGAAACUAAGACUUGGACUUGGAUGCAUGUUGCCUCCAUAACUUUCAGCAUCCUGCUGUUCUUCACUGUUGCAUUAAGUUAUAAUGCAGCCUGUCCUACCUGCUACCCUCCAUCCAAUCCCUACUGGACCAUGCAGAGGUUGAUGACAGAUCCCAAGUUCUAUCUGAUUUGUAUUCUUACGCCAGUGGCAGCCUUACUACCGAGGUACUCAUACCGAAUAUUUCAAAGCACAUUGCUCCCCACUCCAAUCCAGCGGGGGCGUCAGCUGGACAGACUCCAGCCCACGGCUUUCAAUCAGGCUCAGAAAUGGAACGCACAAGGCAAUUGGCCGGUUACAUCGAAACCUGACUUGGUAAUGCCGCUUUCAAAGGAUUCUGGGAUUGGAGCUGAUGAGUCCUCAAUCAGCACAAGCCAAAGCGUCCCCUUGGAUACAAACCAAAUCUCUAAUGGACCAUUCAGUCAACAACAUGCGCCUGAGUUACAAGAAACCAGCUUGCCGACAACGAAGUUGACAGAAAGUGCAAAUUACUCUCUUCGGUGGAAUGGUUGCUCAUCAUCUGUUUCUAUUCGAGAUGCACAGACGCACUUGCACAAACUUCAGAAGCCUGGUUUAACGACAGAGUUGUCUUUCCCAGUGGAUGGAGUUCCACCGAUCACUCAUACUGAUGUAGAUCCAACAAAUUUACACUCACUAAACUGUAGGCCAUCAACAGCAUCUCCUAAUGACAUAGUGUGUUUUUUACAUUCCUCCUGUCACCAUGGUUUACAGACACAGACAGUGGAAAGUGAAAGCUUGGUGCCAGGUAACAUAAAACCAGAGCGUGGCAAACUCUCUGCAGAAGUGUUUCCAGACACUUGGAUUCCAACAAACUCAUUGGAGGAGAGUUCUUUGGAAAUGACUCCAUUGUGACCACGCGUUGACCAUCUAAAGUGCCUUUAUUUUAAAUUUUUGCACAGUUUCAGUCUUUCUUAUAAAAUUUUAUAUUUAAUAUUAGAUCAUCUUUUCAUGAGCGCUAAAUAAGAGAAUAUGUAUUUUAUAAUUUGCACAUGUGGAAUAUAGAGAAAAGUUGUGCGAAAUUUAAUAUAUAACUGUCUGAAAUAAUGCUGUUACCAAAAUGCAGCUUGCAUUUGCCAAGGUGACUGACCAGUUCUGUUUUUCCAGUUAAAUGCUGUGCCUAAACAAACAUCUGCCUCCCAUUCCAUCUUCCUCUUCCCCUCCAAGAGGAAGAGCCCCGCAGCUGAAGAUUGAGACAGCUCUGAGGUAGAGGGCAUAGGUUAAAGGUGAGAAAGAUUUAAAACGGACCUAAGGGGCAACUUUUUCACACAGAUGGUGGUGUGUGUAUGGAAUGAGCUGCCAGAGGAGGUUGUAGAGGCUGAUACAACAUUUAAAAGGCAUCUGGAUGACUAUAUGAAUAGGAAGGGUUUAGAGAGAUAUGGGCCAAAUGCUGCUAAAUGGGACUAGAUUAAGUUAGGAUAUCUGGUCAACAUGGACGAUUUGGACCAAAGGGUCUGUUUCCAUGCUGUACAUCCCUAUGUCUCUAUGACAUUUUGAUUAUUUUUCUUUGCAUUGUUUAUGCAUCAAGGAUCAAAGGAAAGCAGUCCACUAUGUUAGUAGUAUCACAAACCAAGCAGAAAAUGUCACUAUAUUGUGAAGUCUGAAACCUAUCAGGCUCCCCCUCCCCCGAUCCAACAAUACCCAUUAUGUAUGGUAUAAUUGUAAUAUAUACACUAAUCCCUUAACACUGUUUGCUGAUGAGAUCCUGUGGUGGUAUAAGUGCGUGAAAGUGUGUGUGUGUCUGUGCGUGUGUCUGUAUGUGUAUGUGUGUAUGUAUGUGUGUGUGCGUGUGUUGAAUUUCCUUUCUCUGUCCAAAUUUGUAAUAGAAACAGCUAUUUGCAAGCUUCUCACACGUAACUGCACCUAUCUCCACCCCGCCCCUUGCUCCCACGGGUGCAGCAGUGCCAAGUCUUCCGAAGAUGCUGGAAUGUCAGCAUAAGGAGCUCAAGCAGCAACAGGAGUAGGUCACUCACCCCUUCUGCUGCCCUAUGAGAUCACGGAUGAUCUGCAUUCACCUGCCUUGUCUGAUUAAUACUUUUCCUAUAGCCUAAUGACCUUGGCUAACCAAAAGCUAUCAAUCUCUAACUUGAAAUGGGUAAUGAACCUGGAGUCUGUCCUGCGUGAAAGUGAGUUCCAUACUUCUACCAUUUCUGGUGUAAGAAAUUGGUUCCUAUUUUCUCUCCUGAAUGGUCUGGCUCUCAUUUUAAGGAGGUACCCCUUGCUCUAGACCUGUGGGAAAAGUUCCUCUGUCAGCACCAUUCACACAGCGGCCUUUCCAAUUCAGAUAUGGGUGUAGAAACUAAUGAUGGAAAAAUCAACACACAAAGAGUAUUAUCUUGAAGUAGAAAUAGAAAUUUAUUGUUAUGUGUACUUUUGCAUGAAAAAUACAGUGGAAAGUUUUACAAGUCACCCUACCACAGCGCCUAUAUUAAUGACAGGAGUCCUGCAUGAUAAUAAAACAAAAGUACAUUUAAGACAGCAUUCAUCACAGUUCAGUUAAUGGCUUUAUGCUGAGGAAUCUUACUAAAUCCAUAAGUUUAGCUCUCAUCAGUAAAGUCGCCCUAGUCCCAGAGGACCACAGUGCUGCUCUCUAAUGAGAGACAGAGAGAAAGAGACAGAGAGACAACUGGUGAUGAGUUUAACUUGAGGGUAACCGUGCCUCAGGUGAGGGUGAGAUUGAGAAGCCGAGAUCUUUGUGGUAACUUCAAUUGACUCCAUAGCUCCCAUAAUCUGCCAGGCACUAAUCCAGCUUCACCGGAACACCACAUUUGGUCUUGAUACACACAAAACCAAGGGAAAUUGAAAUGUGUAGCAGAGAACAGGCCAUUCUGCCCACUGAUUCAUGCUGGUGAUCUUCAGCCCCUUGAUAUCUAACCCUAUCAGCCAAACUGGUUGCUUCCUAUCCCUCCUACCUUCAUCCAGCUUUCCCAGAAAUGCUGCCGUUGUUGAAUUUUCUCUCUGGAGAAGGAACUAUCUUUAUUCUAACAAAAAGAUCAAUAUGAAGGAUCCUCUGCCUUAAUUGCCUGGGUCAGUGCUUGCUUUUGAUUGGGGAGGGUUGCAUGCACAGAGGACAGAGAUCACGGGAUGAAAAGGGAAUUGGAGUGGGAGAAUUCCCAACCUAUUGGUAAUGAUUUCCAGAAGAGAGGACUGGUGGGUUUCAACUGGAUGUGAGAAUGUAAGAAACAGGUGAAAAUUUAAAAGGUAAAGGACUUACUUUCUACCAA